GUGCUCUGUGUGGUCGCACAGUGUGUGGUUGUGACGGUGCUUUAAACGUAUUAUUUGUCAUGAUUUCUCCCCACAGAAUGUAACAAGGCAGCGGGCAUGGAGGAGCUGGGCAGCUACCUGUCGCACGGCGGCACGGCCGGCUGCAUGGCCUACGCCGAGUCGCUGUCGCCGCACGUCAGCAGUCCCGACUCGCGCUGCAUCCUCUGCGACUCGUACAUCACCAGCUCGACCGAGCCGCCCACCGGCGUCGACAUCAACGGCUUCCGGCUGCCGAGCACGCAGGAGACGUUGGCCGAGAAGCUGGACACGGUGGUGCACCCUGGCUGCGGCACCUCGGUCCAUGCGGCCGCACACCACUGGCAGAUGAAGUUCAUCUGCAUGUCGUGCUCGGCGGUGGUCAUGACGCUCGACUCUUACGAAACCAAGAUCCUGGAGAUCCGAGAGGAGAUCAAGCGCAAGUUCGUCGACAUGAUGAAGAUCAGGGCAGAGAAGUACGGCCAGCUGCAGCCGCCGCCGCCGCCGCCGCCCGUGUCGCUGGCACCGACGCUGGUGAAGCGGGAGCCGGGCGACGAGUCGGCUGCGGCGGUGGACGACCCGGCCGGCGAGCGGCCGGAGUGCGAGGUGGAGCUGCACGAGCCGGCGGCCGGCGGCCAAGUGUCGCCGCACGCCGAGCUCACCUGCCCCAUUUGCAACAAACAGUUUCGCAACAAGUACAACCUGAAACGGCAUAGCACCGUGCACGCCGACGUCAAGCCGUUCAGCUGCGAGUUCUGCACGCGCGCCUUCCGCCAGAAGGACCACCUGAAGACGCACACCCGCUCGGGGCCGACGGCGGCGCCGCUGGCGUGCGCGCCCUGCGGCCUCACAUUCCCCUGCUUCACGCUGUUCUCCGAACACCGGCAGCAGUACCACAGCGAUGUGGGCGACAACGCGUGCCGCCACUGCGAGUUUGUGUUCACCACGCCGACCGAGCUGCGGCGCCACUGUCGCCAGGCGCACCCGCACCCGGUGAAACAGGAGUUCCGCUGCUCCGUGUGCGGCCGCGACUUCCCCAACGGCUUCAACUUGCGGCGCCAUCACCUGACGCACUCUGGCGAACGGCCGUUCGGCUGCGACGUGUGCGGCAAGCGCUUCACCCAGCCCUCUAUCCUCAAGAAGCACAACCGCGUACACGAGAAAAAGCUGCCCACCCUGAAGGACCUGAUCACCACCAUGUGAGCCGAUGGUGCGUGCCAGUGUGGGUUCCGGUCUUGCCGCUGCGUGUGCACGUGUUGGUGCGUCCCUUUGCGGGCUGCCUGGCUGGUGUAGAUCGACAGGCAGCAUGGGGGCUUUUAAAGAAAUUAGGCGAGGGAAAAAUGGAGGCAUGUGGAUCCAUUCCCCAGUGAACAAUAUGCCAAAAUGUGCACAUGAUCAGUGACAGACCAUUGUCGAGGUCCCCUUUGUGGAGGUUCCGAACAAUCAGCCACUGCCUCCGACUGAGCGCGAGGGUAGCCGGACCGGGCCCUCUUCUGAAGCUGGGCCGGGACUGUGCGCGCGCUGGUGUGAGUGAGGCCCGGUUGGUGUGCGUGAUGGCAGCUGGUGGCUGCGGUGUGGAGAGUUGUGUACGGGGCACCUGGAGGCUGGGCUGGCGGGCAGAGUGUGGCCGCCGCCGGCCGGGAGGCGCCACUCCCAGGCGCUCGGCUUUUGUACAAAUGCUCGGCUUCGGAUCGGUCGUUUGUAUGGCAUAUUUCACGAUGCGUUUGCAAUCACGAGUGUAGCUAUGUGACUCCACUCCAGUCGUGUCAAUUUUGUGAGCUAGGUUGUGCCCGUUUUCUACAACCACCGAUCUUCGCAUUUGUUCCUCUCCUUUUGAGCUUUUGAGCGUUUUGAGCGCGGGUAACGUAGUCAGACUGCCCCUACCGUCCGCCUUUAAUGGAAGCAAGCUCAUAUUUCUCCUUUUGGGUUUUCAAUGUGAACCGCACCGUCACAUGACCGACCUCCAGGUACAAUUUGGCUAUGUUAGUUCAAAUACCUAUGCAGGGCUGUGCCGGCCGCCGUCGAUGGCCGCUGCGCCGUGUACGCAGUUGUGCUGCCGACCCACUGGUCUGCGUGGGACAGGGGCGCAGCGUGGGCCCGGCCGCCACGCACGCCUCGCUACGUAUGGCGGCAUAUCGACGCUUCACAGUGUGCGCUUACCUGGUUGCCAAAUUUCUUACCAAUACGUCCAGCGCGGUGGGAGGAUCGAGGCGUACGCGUUGUGCAGUGGCUGGCGUUGUUGCCGGGCUCACGCGCCACUCGGGCCGCCGCCACGCUGUCUCACACGCGCCCGUGCGCUGCCGGCGAACAGCAGGCCUGCCUCCGUAAGUGAGCGGGCCUGACCAGUUCACACCAUGGGAGGAGACGCCAGGGUUCUACAGGGAUGCAGGAAGCGGCCGCUGGCGGCGUGCCGUCUUCUCUACCUAAUGAAUGUACAAGUUAUGUGUUGUGUGUGCUGCGGUAGCGGUGUCUGUUCCUAGCAACUCCCUGAAACGUUCCCUGGUUCGAAGAUUCGCAUUUCUGCCUGCAGUUAGACCUUUUACGGCCGCUUUUUAACGUUGGCUUUAUUUUUUAACUUAUUAUGUGUAAGUGUAUGUGCGUAGGUAACAAAGCGUGUUUGGAGCUUAGGCCAUUUGUUAUUGCCAGCCACGUAGAUGGAGACAAUAAAUAGACUACAGACAG
This is a messenger RNA of Pollicipes pollicipes, 2697 nucleotides long. RefSeq names its product zinc finger protein 771-like. Gene Ontology annotation, cellular component: nucleus. Gene Ontology annotation, biological process: regulation of transcription by RNA polymerase II. The coding region runs from base 97 to 1218 and encodes 373 amino acids. Lineage: Eukaryota; Metazoa; Arthropoda; Thecostraca; Pollicipedomorpha; Pollicipedidae. The transcript is spliced from 4 exons. Gene Ontology annotation, molecular function: DNA-binding transcription factor activity, RNA polymerase II-specific; RNA polymerase II transcription regulatory region sequence-specific DNA binding. The record is from RefSeq and is a predicted model, not a curated record.